This is a messenger RNA of Micromonas pusilla CCMP1545, 1311 nucleotides long. RefSeq lists its product as uncharacterized. NCBI's taxonomy places the organism in Eukaryota, Viridiplantae, Chlorophyta, Mamiellophyceae, Mamiellales, Mamiellaceae. The annotation marks the transcript as partial. Gene Ontology annotation, molecular function: protein serine/threonine kinase activity; ATP binding. The transcript has 3 exons. The record is from RefSeq and is a predicted model, not a curated record.
UCCGUCGGCCAGAAGGUGAGCAACUCCGUCCGAGAGGCGGAGCGGAGGAAGACCAAGUCCGGGAACAUGGUGAAGGACAAGGAGGACCGGGCGACGGUGGAGCAGGCUUUGGAUCCGCGGACGCGGCUCAUCCUGUUUAAGAUGCUAUCCCGCGGCGUCUUCUCCGAGAUCAACGGGUGCAUAUCCACGGGUAAAGAGGCGAACGUGUACCACGCCGUGACCGCGACGGGGGAGGACCUCGCGGUGAAGGUGUACAAGACGUCCAUCUUGGUGUUCAAAGACCGCGACCGAUACGUCAGCGGGGAUUGGCGGUGGCGCAACGGAUACUCGAAGAAGAACCCGCGGAAGAUGGUGCAGACCUGGGCGGAGAAGGAGAUGCGGAACUUGAUACGCCUGCGCGAGGCUGGCCUGCGCGUGCCCGAGGUGAAGAUGCUGCGAUCGCACGUCCUCGUGAUGGGGUUCAUCGGCUCCGAGGGCAGGGCGGCGCCGCGGCUAAAAGACGCGGUUUUGAGCGAGUCGAGGCACCGCCAACUCUUCGGCGACCUGCUCGUGGACGUUCGACGGAUGUACAACGAUUGCCGUCUCGUGCACGCGGACUUCAGCGAGUACAACAUCUUGUACCACGACGGCGCCGCGCACAUCAUCGACGUGUCGCAGAGCGUGGACUUGGACCACCCGCGGUGCUUGGACUUUUUACGCGAGGAUUUGUUGCACUUGGGGCAAUUUUUCGCCAAGAACGGCGUCGCCGUGCCCACCGUGCGAGAGAUGUUCGAAUUCGUGACCGACCCCGCGGUGACCGCGGAGAACAUCGACGCGUGUCUGGAAGCGCUCAACGCGAGCGCGAUCGCGCGGGAGGUGCGGAGAGGAAGGGGCGACGGCGGCGAGGGCGUGUUCCAGCAGGCGUUCAUACCGAAGCGGUUGGACGAAGUCGACGCGUUCGAGAGGGAUCAGCGGCGGUUGAAAGCGUCGUCGAGCGCGCACGGCGACGGCGCGGAGAGAGAGGUCGGGGGGGUGUACUACCAGAGCAUCACCGGCAUGAAGCACGACCUGAGCGGGGUGGAGACGACGCCGAAGAUUCUGAGGCAAAAGGCGGCGAAGGAUCGCGAGGCGCGGAACGAUUCCGACGACGAGGAUUCCGACGACGAGGUCGAGCUCGACGAGAACGGCGACGCGAUCAAACGGCGCCGUCGAGGCCGGGCGCCGAUCGAUAAAGACGCGGUGAGGGCGGCGAGGAAAGAGAACAAAGCCGCGGUCAAAGCGGAAGCCGCGGAGCGUCGCAAGACGAAGAUCAAGAAGCACCUCAAGAAGAAG